Molecule: messenger RNA, 4887 nt
Organism: Dreissena polymorpha
Lineage: Eukaryota; Metazoa; Mollusca; Bivalvia; Myida; Dreissenidae
Exons: 3
Coding region: 111-2063 (650 amino acids)
Biological process (GO): positive regulation of DNA-templated transcription
Cellular component (GO): chromatin; nucleoplasm
Molecular function (GO): zinc ion binding; protein binding; ubiquitin-protein transferase activity
Source: RefSeq, a predicted model, not a curated record
CGCAUGUGCAUAAGCCUGUUUAUCCUGGAUCUGACAUUCAGGUCAGCAGGUAAAGCAGGUAAAACACUGUUACAAAUUAAGGCUUGACUGUGAAUUUAAAGCCACAACAAAUGGCAUCCAAUUUUGAGAGUUCGAUUCAGAGAGGAUCAGAUUUGUUCUUUGACUUUCCAUGCUUUACUUGCCAGGAAAAUGAUAGAAACACAGAGGCUGCAUUUUAUUGUCCACAGUGUUCCAAGUUCUACUGUUGCAAUUGUGUUGAACACCAUAAUAAUCUUUACAAAAAGCACUCAACUUUGGGAAAAGACAAGAUCAACAUCUGGCCAGAAGCAACUGUGGACUUACAAGAGCAAUGUCGGGAGCACAAGGGUGAAAAACUGACAGCACUCUGUGAGGACCAUAAUCAACUGCUCUGUCAUGUCUGCCAUAUCCACACACACAAAAAUUGCACACAUGUGGUCCUAAUAACAGAUAAGGUUAAAGCCCUACAGCAGGGUGGAGAGUUCAAGCAGUUAUCAGCAAUGUUGGAUACAUUUUGUAAGAAGUUGAAUCAGAAGAAAGAUGACUUUGAAGAAAGUAUACAGUUUGUGGACAAAUCACACAAGCAAAUUCUAGAAGAAAUAAAUACUUCACAUACGAAAAUUACAAAUCAAUUGGAACACCUAAAGAGAGAAACAAUAAAAGAAUUGGAUACAUUACAUGCCACAUUAAAGUCAUCUAUCCAGACAGAUAUCACACAUUGCAAUGAAUCUGUCCAAACAAUGAAUAGUCUUAUACAAAAUUUGAAGAAAAUAACAGACAAAAGUGAAAUCCUCCAUUUAAGGACAUACUCAAAAUGCCUUGACCAUUCCAUCAAGGCAGAAUCUUUUUUUAAAGAAAACUCAGCAAAGAAAGACAUACAAAUCACUUUCCAACUGGAUACAACAAUUGACCAAAUUCUUUCCACUAUGCCUGGAUUAGGAAAAAUAUAUGUCAAGCAACCACCUAAGAGAAGCAUAGCAACAGAUGCAAAACCCUCACAAGAUGAACCUAAAGCACAGAAACCUUCAUCCAAACAUCCUUACAAGGCCAAUCCAACAAGUGUUGUGAAUAAUCCAGACCAGGUGUUUCAUCCUGUAUUCAGUUCAUCCAAGAAGCCUGGCCCUGGAAACCAAUCAAGUGAUGUAAAGCAGUCAGGUCUAGUAUCAAGUUCAUCCAGUUUGCCUGAUGAUAGAAAUGACAAAGGUGCAGUGAAUAAGCCAAAGAUAGUGUCUGACCCUAACCAGGUUAUAAGAAUUAAGAGUAAGACUGCAUAUCCAGUAGCAGUGAGGGGUAAUAUAUACCAAUGUUAUAUAUCAGGCAUCUGUGAGACAGCUGCUGGAGACCUCCUCAUCAUAGACAAAUACAACAAAAAAGUGAUGCUGCUGGAUAAGACCUACAAGGUGGAGGCCGUUUAUGACUUGCCUGAUUUUCCAGAAUCCAUGUGCAACAUUGACUACAGUCUGGUGGCUGUUACUCUGGACAGCGAGGUCCACUUCAUCAGAGUGACCAAUCGGCAGUUGGUGAAGGACAGGACACUACAGCUCCAACAUGAAUGCAGAGGUAUUGCACAUCACCAGGGCAGUCUGUACAUAACAUCACUUAAAGCACUGUACCAUUACACUGUGGAUGGAACUCAAGUGAUGAAGAUGUAUGAAAAUCCAUCUCAAGCAUAUUCAGUCAGAUCCUGUGCAGUGAGUCCAGAUGGAGACAGGAUACAUGUACUAAUAUAUGUAACCAAGUACAGUAACCAGCUGGUCACCCUGUCCAGGGAUGGCAAAGUGAUCUCCACACUAAUAGAUCCAGCGCUGGUCUCGGUAUACUCUCAAGGCAUCCAUGUGACAGAGGCAGGACAAGUUCUGGUGUGUGUAGAAACUUCCAACGAAAUCCUCCAAGUCGACAAAGAUGGAACACGAAUACUGGCAGUUGUGGUCACACAACAGGAUGGUGUGACUGGACCGAUGUCUGUCUGCUACAGUACACAAAGAGGUACACUUAUUGUGGGGAUGAACGAUGAUGACUACAUUAUGGUGAUUAUGACCAAGUAAUUCAAAACAGAAAGUUUUUGCAGCAAAUGAAAACAUAUGUAUUCACGCAAUAUACACUCUCAUUAAAAAAGAGUCAUAACUAUUUACUUUUUAUUUUUAUUUAUUUGUGCAGUGCCUAAAUCAGCCACAUUUGAAAGUUAUGUCAACAAAGUGAAAAGCUUGGACAAUUAUUCACAUAAAUUAAAUAUCAUUUAAUAUGAAUUUGCGUGCAUAUUUUUGGAACAUUUUUACUAUUUCGAAUACAUAAUAUAAUAAGCAAUAUUAAAAGCCUAAAUUUGUAAAAAUGACAAUGAAAGUGAAUAAAUGCGCCACCUUUCAUAAAAAAAAUAUCAAACUGUUGGGAAAUAAUAUUUGUCAUGCAAUACAUUUUCCGAAGUAACUUAAUUCAAAACAAGGGCUGUUUGUAAAACAUGCAUGCCCCCCAUAUGGGCUCUCCGUUGUAGUGAGAGCCAUUGUGUGAAUAUGUUUUUGUCACUGUGACCUUGACCUUUGACCUAGUGACCUGAAAAUCAAUAGGGGUCAUCUGCCAGUCAUGAUCAAUGUACCUAUGAAGUUUCAUGAUCCUAGCCAUAAGCAUUCUUGAGUUAUCAUCGGGACACCAUUUUACUAUUUCGGGUCACCAUGACCUUGACCUUUGACCUAGUGACCUGAAAAUCAAUAGGGGUCAUCUGCGAGUCAUGAUCAUUCUACCUAUCAAGUUUCAUGAUCCUAGGAAUAAGCGUUUUUCAGUUAUCAUCCGGAAACCAUUUUACUAUUUCCGGUCAUCUUGACCUUGACCUUUGACCUAGUGACCUGAAAAUCAAUAGGGGUCAUCUGCGAGUCAUGAUCAAUCUACCUAUCAAGUUUCAUGAUCCUAGGCCUAAGCGUUCUUGAGUUAUCAUCCGGAAACCAUUUUACUUUUUCGGGUCACUGUGACCUUGACCUUUGACCUAGUGACCUCAAAAUCAAUAGGGGUUAUCUGCGAGUCCUGAUCAAUCUACCUAUCAAGUUUCAUGAUCCUAGGCCUAAGCGUUCUUGAGUUAUCAUCCGAAAACCAUUUUACUAUUUCGGGUCACUGUGACCUUGACCUUUGACCUAGUGACCGGAAAAUCAAUAGGGGUCAUCUGCGAGUCAUGAUCAAUCUACCUAUCAAGUUUCAUGAUCCUAGGCCUAAGCGUUCUUGAGUUAUCAUCCGGAAUCCAUUUUACUAUUUCGAGUCACUGUGACCUUGACCUUUGACAUAGUGACCUGAAAAUCAGCAGGGGUCAUCUGCCAGUCAUAAUCAAUGUACCUAUGAAGUUUCAUGAUCCUAGGCGUAAGCAUUCUUGAGUUAUCAUCCGGAAACCAUUUUACUGUUUCGAGUCACUGUGACCUUGACCUUUGACCUAGUGACCUGAAAAUCGAUAGGAGUCAUCUGCCAGUCAUGAUCAAUGUUCCUAGGAAGUUUCAUGAUCCUAGGCGUAAGCAUUCUUGAGUUAUCAUCCGGAAACCAUUUGACUGUUUCAAGUCACUGUGACCUUGACCUUUGACCUAGUGACCUGAAAAUCUAUAGGAGUCAUCUGCCAGUCAUGAUAAAUGUACCUAUGAAGUUUCAUGAUCCUAGGCCUAAGCGUUAUUGAGUUAUCCGGAAACCAUCUGGUGGACGGACCGACGGACGGACCGACAUGUGCAAAACAAUAUAUCCCCUCUUCUUCAAAGGGGGGCAUAAAUAUCUUUUAUUGCAUGUCACUUAGUUGCACACAUUUGCAUUACAAUUUGGUUAUUGAUUAGAAGGAGUACAUUGCCACUUGUUAUUUUCUACCUAUAAUUUGUUAUUAUUUUACAAAUGUUGUCAUAUGUUUGAUUUGCUAUCCAUUUGUGGAUUUGUUUGUACAUUGUUUUGCUCUUUGUGUGUGUGUGUGUGUGUGUUUCUAUUUACUCUUUUUAUAGCCAUUAUGGAGCAUUGUAUUAAUUUAUUUGUCUAUUGAUUUUUUAAAGAUAAUAAUUAAGUGUUUAACCACCACAAAUACAUUAAACUGUGAUCAAAGAUAACAUUUUUUUUAAUACUUAUAUAAUGACCCUGUCUUGUAACUGUUUACAACCAAUGAGUAUUCAGAAACAAGAGGGCCAUGAUGGCCCUGAAUCGCUCACCUGACUCAUUAAGAUCAGAUGAAAACUAUGACCUCUAUUGUCUACACAAUGUUUUUCUAUGAUUUGACCUAGUGACCUAGUUCCUGACUCUAGAUGACCCAAAUACAAUCCCAAUCCAGAUUUCAUCAAGAUAAACAUUCUGACCACAGUUCAUAAAUAUUGGAUGAAAACUGUGAGCUCUAUUGUCAACACAAGGUUUUUCUAUUUAUUUGACCUAGAUUUUUACCCCAGAUGACCCAAAUACAAUCCCACCCAGAUUUCAUCAAGAAUUCUGACCAAAUUUCAUAAAGGUUGGAUGAAAACUGUGAUCUCUAAUGUCUACACAAGGUUUUUCUAUUAUUUGACCUAGUGACCUAGUUUUUGACCCCAGAUGACCCAAAUAAAAUCCCAACCCAGAUUUCAUCAAGAUAAACAUUCUGACCAAAUUUCAUAAAGAUUGGAUGAAAACUGUGACCUCUAUUGUCUACAGAAGGUUGUUCUAUUAUUUGACCUAGUGACCUUGUUUUUGACCCCAGAUGACCCAAAUACAAUCCCAAACCGGAUUUCAUCAAGAUAAACAUUUUGACCAAAUUUCAUCAAGAUUGGAUGCAAACUGUGACCUCUACUGUCUACACAAACAAAUUGUUGACGGACGGACGCACGGACACACGCAGGCACGCACAACGGACGCCGGACAUCACACGAUCACAUAAGCUCACUGUGUCACUUCAUGACA